AAACCACCCAAAAAAAAAAAAAAACAAACACGUUAACGAGGCUUAAACUAAUGGUACAAAACAUAUUUGAAUAACAGUAACGUCCUCCGUCCAUUUGACAUACAUCCACUUACUAUAGGGCCACCGUGUUGUUGGAAGGUCAGAUUUUGUGGGUAGACCCUGAAGGCAGCACCUGCUGCUUUUUGGCGCAAUCCGCUUUCGGGGUUCCCGUUUAGCUCGUUUCGCCAACAUUACGAAAGAUACAGAUAGGAAAAACUGUAUUUGAGGAUUCCAGCUCAUAUCUUUGACCAGCUAAGAUGAAAAGGAGUUACAACUUGUCAAGCAGACCAGCAGCAGUGUCACUGUUCAAUCAGAAGAAGAGAAAUCGAAUUCCUUUGACGUCGACUCCCUCGAAGGAUGACUUCUUUUCGCACACGGAGUUCACGCCAAGUACCAGCUCACCUGGCCCCCCCCUCGGUGCAUCAGGUGGCUACGGGGCUGACAGUACCUCGGCUUCCUCUUUUGACGCUUAUCCGAGUCACCGGUGGAACAAACAAGACAUCGCACCGUCUACUUGGUCCCAACAAAAUGUCGGCCACGGACCUGCACCAGGGGUGAAAUCCUACUCACCUUUACCGCAUCUGAACAAAUCUGGAAGUACAACUUCUGCGACGGGACCGGCCGGCAACCCGGAGACGCGGAAGGACGCCGGAUCACUUUUCACCGCUGGACGGAAGCAAUAUCAAAUCCCUUCCAGCGGCUUCUCUCAGUUGAGCCGGCAUCCAUCUUGCGGGCCUGCCAAGCCUACGCAGUUCCGAUCGCCGCCCGGUCCUGCCCGGCUAGCCGGCGCCCCAGCUGCUCGCGCACCGAUGCUAUGUCAUUUCAGCAAUAGUUUUGGACCGCAGGAUCCCACCUUUGUGGGGAAAAGGAGCGCAUUUCAACAACAGACACCACGAGAAACUCAAAUGCAGCAGCAGAAAGCUGUUCCUAGAAAAGCCGCGUUCGACAGCUCAGUCAGGAUUUUGACGGCAGUCGUCGAGGGCGUGAGAUACUGGAGCCAGUUCAAAGACAAAGUCUUCUGUAUUUUUGAGCUGUUCGCGACUCUCGACUCCGCCGUCACGCUGGGUCAGCACGGAUCCAAGAAUUUCCUGUUGAGGGACGGAAAGCACGUCGUGCAGUGCGUCUUCUAUGAAAACGAGCAGGAGCUGCCUCGACUCAUCCGUGGCCAAGUUUACCGCUGCGUGGGCAACUACGACCGCAGCAAAGGGGACUUCGUGUGCGCGUCGGUGCGAGCGGCCGAGCCCUCGGAGGUCGCCGUCGCUCACGGGGCCGUCCGAGCCUCCGACGCUCACAUGCGAAAACUCGUCAGCAUGUUUUAAAUGGCGACAUUUAAAGCACUUGAAAGCUUCAAAAUAGUUUGUGAUGUGAGUUUGGUAGGAUGAAAACAAAACAUUGACACGUUGAAAUGUUGGCAUGCUCGUCUUCAUGUUGGAAAAGUUUGUCCCGUGAAUUCAAAUAAAAGUC
Molecule: messenger RNA, 1503 nt
Organism: Syngnathoides biaculeatus (alligator pipefish)
Lineage: Eukaryota; Metazoa; Chordata; Actinopteri; Syngnathiformes; Syngnathidae
Product: spermatogenesis-associated protein 22
Exons: 8
Coding region: 297-1358 (353 amino acids)
Biological process (GO): regulation of meiotic cell cycle; homologous chromosome pairing at meiosis; gamete generation
Source: RefSeq, a predicted model, not a curated record